UCGUAGGUGUCCCGUCUAUCGCGCCAACAUGUUUCAUCUGCGGAGCCUCACGCGGUCGACGUCGAUCGCCCUGAAGCAGGCGCCGUGCGGCGACGUUCAGGGCGUACUGGCGCGGGCCACGCCGGCCGCCUGGCAGGCGGCGGCGGCGUGCCGCGGCUACGCCGACCACCAGAUCCCGGAGCGCCUCAAGGACGUGCCCGAGGCGCCGAAUCCACGCUUCUUCGACAUGGUCGAGUACUUCUUCCACCGCGCCUGCCAGGUCAUCGAGGACAAGCUGGUCGAGGACGUCGGCAAGCGGUCGCGCGUCACCGUCGAGGAGCGCAAGAAGAAGGUCAAGGGUAUCAUGAUGAUGAUGGAGCCCUGCGACCACAUACUCGAGACCACGUUCCCGCUCAGGCGCGACUCCGGCGACUACGAGAUGAUCACCGGCUAUCGCGCCCAGCACUCCGCUCAUCGCACGCCGUGCAAAGGAGGUAUCCGUUUCUCGAUGGAUGUUUCACGGGAUGAAGUUAAGGCCCUGUCGGCCUUGAUGACAUUCAAAUGUGCGUGCGUCGACGUGCCGUUCGGUGGCGCAAAAGCUGGGAUCAAGAUCAAUCCAAAGAACUAUUCGGAACACGAACUGGAGAAAAUUACCAGAAGAUUCACAUUGGAGUUGGCAAAGAAAGGAUUCAUCGGACCUGGAGUUGAUGUUCCGGCUCCGGAUAUGGGUACUGGUGAGCGGGAAAUGUCUUGGAUAGCCGACACUUAUGCAAAAACUAUCGGCCAUCUUGAUAUUAACGCUCAUGCUUGCGUUACUGGCAAACCCAUCAAUCAAGGUGGCAUCCAUGGUCGCAUUUCCGCAACAGGACGUGGAGUGUUCCAUGGAUUAGAAAAUUUCAUCAACGAAGCCAAUUACAUGAGCACGAUUGGUACUACGCCCGGUUGGGGAGGCAAAACAUUUAUUCUCCAAGGUUUCGGUAAUGUCGGUCUGCACUCCAUGCGUUAUUUACACCGCGCAGGUGCCGCGUGCAUAGGUGUGAUCGAACACGAUGGAUCGAUUUAUAAUUCAGAGGGUAUCGACCCAAAGGAAUUGGAAGAAUACCGUAUAGAAAAUGGUACUAUCGUUGGCUUCCCUGGGGCCAAGCCAUACGAAGGUGAAAAUCUCAUGUAUGAACCAUGUGAUAUAUUUAUACCUGCUGCCGUAGAGAAAGUGAUUAACAAAGACAAUGCUGGACGUAUCCAGGCAAAGAUUAUCGCGGAGGCUGCUAAUGGACCGACCACCCCUGCCGCAGAUAAGAUUCUGAUCGAAAGAAAUAUCCUUGUAAUCCCGGAUUUGUACAUUAACGCCGGUGGUGUCACAGUCUCGUUCUUUGAGUGGUUAAAGAACCUGAAUCACGUGUCAUAUGGUCGUCUUACUUUUAAAUACGAAAGGGAAUCUAAUUAUCAUCUCUUAGAAUCGGUGCAAGAGUCUCUAGAGCGUAGGUUCGGUCGCGUUGGCGGCCGUAUUCCCGUUACACCAUCCGAAGCCUUCCAGAAACGUAUAUCUGGCGCUUCCGAAAAAGACAUUGUCCACUCCGGUUUGGAUUAUACGAUGGAGAGAUCCGCUAGGGCCAUUAUGAAGACUGCCAUAAAAUUCAAUCUUGGACUCGACUUGAGGACAGCCGCUUACGCCAACUCGAUCGAGAAGAUAUUCACUACCUACUCGGAAGCUGGUCUCGCUUUUUAAACAUUUUAGUCACUAGAUUGUACGCAGCGAAUAUCGUAACCAACGAUAAAGACAAAGUCAGCUUUUAUCGCGUAAGCCGCAAGAAGCGAUCUGGCUUAUCACCCAAAAGAUAUUAAUGAACAGUUGGCAAUUGUGUCAAGUCGUAAGGGGUAAAGUAUCUGAAACUUGCGACGGGAGUGUAAUUCCAUGCGGAAUUAUUACUUGUUACAUCACGCAUCGUGACGAUUUGCCUAAUUGCAUGUAUAGUCGCACAGAUCAGAUAUUAUGCCACCAUUAAGUAACAGUACGAAAUAACAUUCGAGGGAAUGUCGAUACUUUGGUCAGGUCCAAUGCAUUUUUAUAUUUCACUUUUUACGUAUAAGAUACGUAUAAGAUACGAAGAGGAACGUUAUAAAAAGCUGCCGUCGAGAUAAAUCGCUAUUUCUAACUAGCGGAUUUAUAAUUUGUUAAUGUGCCAUUUUAACGAUAUUACUGAAUUUCUGGAUAUUGCACUCGCAUAAGGAAGGUAUUUAUGAUUUUACCUUAUGACAAGAUUGACUCUUGUAAAGCAGAGAGAACGAGAAGAAUGAUAUUUCUGGCCAGGUAUGUGAUGUUACGUGCAGUUGUUACAUAUGCGAUAUUCUAUGAAUAAAGAUACUCAAUUCUGAAAGUAAACUGUCUUUCAUACACAUGCGCAGAUGCGUGGUUUGUAGUUGGGUUUGAUACGUUGUGUAUGUAUUAACGGAUGCUACCGUUACCGAGUAUGUAGUACUGUCGAUCACACCAAGUAUGAAAAUAAGAAAGCCGAUAGAUUAUGACUAACA
Vollenhovia emeryi is the source of this 2508-nucleotide messenger RNA. RefSeq names its product glutamate dehydrogenase, mitochondrial (gene Gdh). Gene Ontology annotation, biological process: L-glutamate catabolic process. The transcript is spliced from 8 exons. NCBI's taxonomy places the organism in Eukaryota, Metazoa, Arthropoda, Insecta, Hymenoptera, Formicidae. Bases 29 to 1705 code for a protein of 558 amino acids. The record is from RefSeq and is a predicted model, not a curated record. Gene Ontology annotation, cellular component: mitochondrion. Gene Ontology annotation, molecular function: L-glutamate dehydrogenase (NAD+) activity.